Molecule: messenger RNA, 5032 nt
Organism: Mauremys reevesii (Reeves's turtle)
Lineage: Eukaryota; Metazoa; Chordata; Testudines; Geoemydidae
Gene: KIF1C
Product: kinesin family member 1C
Exons: 22
Coding region: 365-3655 (1096 amino acids)
Biological process (GO): microtubule-based movement
Molecular function (GO): microtubule motor activity; ATP binding; microtubule binding
Source: RefSeq, a predicted model, not a curated record
GUCCUUGUUCAUCUGACGCUUUUCUCUUCUCUUCUCGGGGCCGCCGAAAAGCCCUUGGAGUCCCCUUCAGCCGGGCAAGGCAGAUUUGUGUGAAAUCCCUGACUCCUGAUUCCUCAGCUCGGCCGGUGCUGCCUUCGCUGGGUGGUGGGUUCUUAACUUUAUGUUGGCGAAAAUCCCAGGAGAGGCCAAGGCAGCAUGUGGUUUUCACGCUCCGAUUUUACUCCCUUAGCUACCACCAGUUAAGAAUGCACCUUCCCCCCCCCCCCCACACCCCCUCUGCUGAAGACACGCCCUAAAGGAAACAUGGUCAAGGACGGCCCCGUGAUCGCCGGCGGCGAGCGCUGAGGGUCGGGGGAGAGCCGCCAUGGCCGGCGCCUCCGUCAAAGUAGCCGUAAGAGUUCGGCCUUUCAGCUCCCGGGAGAUCAGCCGGGACGCGAAAUGCGUCAUCCAGAUGCAAGGGAAAACCACGUGUAUCACCAAUCCCAAGCUGACAAAAGAUGCUCCCAAAAACUUCACCUUCGAUUAUUCCUACUGGUCCCACACCUCGGAGGAGGACCCCGCCUUCGCCUCCCAGCGGCAGGUGUACAAGGACAUCGGGGAGGAGAUGCUGCUUCACGCCUUCGAGGGCUACAACGUCUGUAUCUUCGCCUACGGCCAGACCGGGGCCGGCAAGUCCUACACCAUGAUGGGCCGGCAGGAGCCGGGGCAGCAGGGGAUCAUCCCCCAGCUCUGUGAGGAUUUGUUCGCCCGGGUCGCCGAGAGCCGCUCCCCCGACCUGUCCUACUCCGUGGAGGUAAGCUACAUGGAGAUCUACUGCGAGCGGGUGCGGGAUCUGCUGAACCCCAAGAACCGGGGGCACCUGCGCGUGCGGGAGCACCCCAUCAUGGGCCCCUACGUGGAGGAUCUGUCCAAGCUGGCCGUCACCUCCUUCGCCGACAUCGCCGACCUCAUGGACUGCGGGAACAAGGCCAGGACCGUGGCCGCCACCAACAUGAACGAAAGCAGCAGCCGCUCGCACGCCGUGUUCACCAUCGUUUUCUCGCAGAGGAGACACGACGAGCUGACCGACCUCGACACCGAGAAGGUCAGCAAAAUCAGCCUGGUGGAUCUGGCCGGCAGCGAGCGAGCCGAGUCGUCCGGCGCCAAGGGCAUGAGGUUAAAGGAAGGUGCGAACAUCAACAAAUCCCUCACCACGCUGGGGAAGGUGAUCUCCGCCCUGGCCGAGAUGCAAAACAACAAGAAGAAGAAAUCGGAUUUCAUCCCUUACCGCGACUCAGUGCUCACCUGGCUGCUGAAGGAGAAUCUGGGCGGUAACUCCCGCACGGCCAUGAUCGCCGCCCUCAGCCCGGCCGACAUCAGCUACGAGGAGACGCUCAGCACGCUCCGCUACGCGGACCGGACCAAGCAGAUCCGGUGCAACGCGGUGAUCAACGAGGACCCGAACGCGCGGCUCAUCCGGGAGCUGAAGGAGGAGGUGGCCCGGCUGAGGGAGCUGCUCUUUGCCCAGGGCCUCUCCGACGCCCCCCUCCACGGCGGCUUGAAGGGGGAGGUGCCUGACAGCUGCUCCCCGGCGCCCCCGCGGCCCUUCGACCCCGCGGCCGAGCCCCGGUCCCCCGGCCCCCUCAACGGGGGGUCCGAGCCCUUCCCCACCCUGGAGGAGCAGGUCAUCUGCACGGAGGAGGCAAUGGAGAGGCUGCAGGAGACGGAGAAGAUCAUCGCGGAGCUGAACGAGACGUGGGAGGAGAAGCUGCGGAAAACCGAGGCUCUUCGGAUGGAGAGGGAGGCGCUCCUGGCCGAGAUGGGCGUGGCCGUGCGGGAAGACGGUGGCACGGUGGGGGUCUUCUCCCCGAAAAAGACCCCUCACCUGGUGAACCUGAAUGAGGACCCGCUCAUGUCGGAGUGUCUGCUCUACCACAUCAAGGACGGCGUGACCAGGGUGGGCCAGGUGGACGUCGACAUCAAGCUGACGGGACAGUUCAUCAAAGAGCAGCACUGCGUUUUCCAGAGCCGCACCGGCCCCGCCGGGGAAGCCAUCGUCACGCUGGAGCCGUGCGAGGGGGCUGAGACCUACGUCAACGGCAAGCAGGUGACGGAGCCGCUGGUCCUGAGGUCAGGUAACCGCAUCGUGAUGGGCAAGAACCACGUUUUCCGCUUCAACCACCCGGAGCAGACGCGGCUGGAGCGGGAGCGCAGCGCCCCCGCCGAGCCCCCGCCCGAGCCCGUCGACUGGAACUUCGCCCAGCGCGAGCUGCUGGAGGAGCAGGGCAUCGACAUCAAGCUGGAGAUGGAGAAGAGGCUCCAGGACCUGGAGAACCAGUACCGGCGGGAGAAGGAGGAGGCCGAUCUGCUCCUGGAGCAGCAGAGGCUGUACGCGGACUCGGACAGCGGGGACGACUCGGACAAGCGCUCGUGCGAGGAGAGCUGGCGGCUGAUCUCCUCGCUGCGGGAGAAGCUGCCGGCCACCACGGUGCAGGGCAUCGUGAAGCGCUGCGGCCUGCCCAGCAGCGGCAAGCGGCGGGAGCCCCUCCGGGUCUACCAGAUCCCGCAGCGCCGGCGCCUGGCCAAGGACCCGCGCUGGGUCACGCUGGCCGACCUGAAGAUGCAGGCGGUGAAGGAGAUCUGCUACGAGGUGGCGCUCAACGACUUCCGGCACGCGCGGCAGGAGAUCGAGGCCAUGAGCAUCGUCAAGAUGAAGGAGCUGUGCCGGCGCUACGCCAAGCGCGACCCCCACGAGAAGGAGAGCUGGCGGGCCGUGGCCCGGGACGUCUGGGACACCGUGGGGGUGGGCGAGGAGCGGGGCGAGGGGGAGCCCCACCCGGCCGUGGACGACCUGCGGGCCCACAUCGACAAGCUGACCGACAUCCUGCAGGAGGUCAAGAUCCAGAACACCAUGAAGGACGAGGAGAUCCGGGCCCUGCGCCACCGCGUGGUCAAGAUGGAGCGAGUCAUCCCCAUCUCCCAGGAGGACGGGGCGGCCGAGGAGCCGGCGUACGACUGGAGCUCCCCGCCGUUGGAGGCGGGGUCCCGGGAGGAGCCGGUGCCGGAGCCGGCGCCGGAGCGGAGCCACGAGCGCGUGUGCCGGCUGAUGGAGCAGGACCCGGCCUUCCGGCGCGGCCGCCUGCGCUGGCUGAAGCAGGAGCAGGCCCGGCUCCAGAGCCUCCAGCAGCAGCAGCUCGGCAAGUGCCUCCGCCGCCAGCCCCACGCCCCCGGCAAGUUCGUGCCCCCCCAGGACUGCAAGCUGCGUUUCCCUUUUAAGAGCAGCCCCCACCACCGCUACUCCUGGGGCCCCACCUCGGCCUUCAUGGUGGCCGGGGGCGAGGAGCCGCGGGCGGAGGGCGACGGGCCGGGCCAGGAGCCGGCCCCGGGGUCGCCCCGGCGGCCCUGCCCCCCCGGCGGCCCCCAGCACAAACACUGCAGCCGCCCCACGGCCCGGGCCCCCCACCGGCGCAACUCCCUGGACGGGGGGGGCCACGCCAAGCCCUCCCGCCCGGGCGCGCCGGAGCACCACCCGUCCCGCAAGCACAACUAUUACCCGCCGCAGCACCAGCCGUACCCGCCGCACCGCCCCAGCCGGCCCCCGCCCGCCCUCGCGCCCGCCCGCAUGCGCCGCCAGCACUCCGCCCCCGAGCUGCAGGAGCCGGGCACCCCGGUGUAGCCGCCGCCGAGCCGGAGCGGGGGAAAGGGAGGCGAGGCCCAGGGGAUUGUGGGAAAGCUGGGGGGCCAGGGCCGUGCAGCGGAGGAUCGGGGGACGUGAGGGCGAGCCCCCUUGGAUCAUGGGGAAAGCUGGGAGUGGAGGAUCAUGGGGAAUUGGAACAAGCCACGUUGGAUCAUGGGAAAAGUGCAGAGUGGAGGAUCAUGGGAAAUUGGCAUGAGCUGCAAAGGACGGUGGGAAACCGGAGGGAGGGGGGGCGGCCGUGGAGCUGCAGAGGAUCAUGGGAAAUUGGCGUGAGCUGCAAAGGAGGGUGGGAAACCGGAGGGAGGGGGGGCGGCCGUGGAGCUGCAGAGGAUCAUGGGAAAGUGGGGUGAGCUGCAAAGGAUGGUGGGAAACCGGAGGGAGGGGGCGACUGUGGAGCUGCAGAGGCUCAUGGGAAAGUGGGGUGAUCUGCAAAGGACGGUGGGAAACCAGCGGGAGGGGGCGACUGUGCAGCUGCAGAGGAUCAUGGGAAAUUGGCGUGAGCUGCAAAGGACGGUGGGAAACCGGAGGGAGGGGGCAACUGGAGCUGCAGAGGCUCAUGGGAAAUUGGCGUGAGCUGCAAAGGACGGUGGGAAACCGGAGGGAGGGGGCGACUGUGGAGCUGCAGAGGCUCAUGGGAAAGGGGGUGAGCUGCAAAGGCUGGUGGGUAAACCAGAGGGAGGGGGCGACUGUGCAGCUGCAGAGGAUCAUGGGAAAUUGGGGUGAGCUGCAAAGGAUGGUGGGAAACCCGCGGGAGGGGGCGACUGUGGAGCUGCAGAGGCUCAUGGGAAAGGGGGGUGAGCUGCAAAGGACGGUGGGAAACCGGAGGGAGGGGGCGACUGUGGAGCUGCAGAGGCUCAUGGGACAGGGGGGUGAGCCAGGGGGGCUCCUGGGACACUUGCAGAGUGGAGGAUCAUGGGAAAUCGGGGUGAACCGCAGAGGCUCAUGGGGGGGGGGAAAUGGGGCUGUCGUGACCUGUGGAGGUGGGAGAAAGGGGGGCGCUGCAGAGCAUGAUGGGAAAUGAAGUCCGGGCCCGAGUCGCAGAGGAUUGUGGGAAAUCAGACUGGGGCAGCUCCCGUGCGGGGGGUGGGCAGGAAACUCCCCCGGGGGGCAGCCGGCUGGGCCCCAAGCUCCCCGAAUGCGGGGCCUGUGCCCCCCAGGGGGCUCUGGGUGCUGGGAGCCCCCCACCCCCAAACGCCCCCACCCUGGGGGGCUCCCCCACAGACAAUCAGGUCCUGCUCACGCCAAAGGGCCCCUACCCCGUACAGCUGCUACUGGAGGGGGCCGUGGGGUAUGGGGCUCCCCCCCAGCUGGGAGAUUGAGGGGGAGGAGGGGCCAGAUGUGGGGCUGCAGGGGGAG